AUGUGUCAAACCGCUCGGCGUCCGAGGGCCUACAUCUACAAGCUCGAACAACACGGUCUUGUGACUGCCCAGAGUACUACUAGUGCCUCGCGCGCUGAAAAACAAGCUAUUGUACGCUGCCUCAUGCAACAAGAUUGCUGCACUCCAUAUGGCCUUCUGUCAGUCCUCUAUAUGAAGAAGCUCAUGAGUGCCUGGCUCAUCAGACUGGGAGGCCCUGUUGAUAGUUGUGCAACAGCGCUGCCCAUGUCAACUGACGGGAAGAUAGAGCUAAAGUCAACGGCAGAACGUAUCGCAGACAUCUACUUUGAUAGAAGCCUGGAGUCUCGUGAGCAGAAGUGCGCCAGCUGCUUGGGGGCACGUCUCCAACAGCCGCGUCUGCUCGUUGCCACCACGUUCAGCCACAAGGUGGAGGCUCGCGGGAAGGUGCAUGGCCCAUGCGCUCUGUGGAUACUGAUUCUGCGAGGAUCGCCCGAGCGCAGGCUCCUCGUUCUCGAUGCACUGCCCCAUACAUCUCCGGACCGCAACGGAGCAGACAUUCUACCAGACUGUGAUCACGGACCGCCUUCCAGAGCAUUGUGUGACGGCAUGGACUGUAACGGCGGCGAAGAGUCUGCAUUUCGUGCUAAACUUUACAACCUCGGUAAGGUCGCAUCAUGUCGACUUCGAUGCAUGUCGGGCGCGAUUGCGAGACGCUCCGUUGUGCGCGGAUCUCAGAGGGCCUACCGCAACAAAGGCCGUGAUAGUUGGUCAAUUUCACGGCGCAGCCGCGCCUGUGCUUUAGGCAUUGUGCCCGACGAUGUUAGAGUAGCCGCCCGCGGUCGGUGUGACGCGCCUGACCUCACGCUAGCAACUUGUCCGUGA
This is a messenger RNA of Phanerochaete carnosa HHB-10118-sp, 861 nucleotides long. RefSeq lists its product as uncharacterized. The record is from RefSeq and is a predicted model, not a curated record. NCBI's taxonomy places the organism in Eukaryota, Fungi, Basidiomycota, Agaricomycetes, Polyporales, Phanerochaetaceae. The transcript has 2 exons. Bases 1 to 861 code for a protein of 286 amino acids.